GCGGAAUUCCUACUUUCGAUUUCACCGUUUUCUGAAAAUCGGGUGGCGUAAAUCCCUUCAGUUUCUCCUAUGAAGUUGAGAAAGGAGUGUUAAUUUGGGAACGCACGUACUUGAAUAUGUGAUACGUACCUACUCUAGUAUGGAACUUAUUUUGAUUACAUGAAUUACCAUUCAAUAUUUGCCUGAAAAUGGCGAACAGGUUAAAUCGGGGCGAAGAAAGACUCUUUCCACGUGCCAAUAUCCGGGCAGGCCGAGGGUUUCGUCAGGAUGAUCUCAGUGAUGAUGACGAUUGGGAUGACGAGGGCAUCAGGCAAGGCGCCGGACAAAUGCAACAACGUGGCGCUCAACAGGCGGACAGGGGCGCCAGAAGGGGCGGGGAAGGGGCAGACGGCGGUGAAGGCAGAGGUGGAAUUGGUCGAGGAGGUCGAGGGGGUAGAGGCGGUCGAGGAGGCGGCGGCGGUCGCGGAGGCGGCCGGAAGCUGGAUAGACGCUUUCUUCAAGAGCUCGAGAAACGAGAAGAAUCAGAUUGCGUGCUGACGCUUUCUAAUCCGGAAACAAAGCUUCGUGAAUGUAUACAAGAGUCCGCUCACGAUCAGAAACUUCUACAGCUAAUCAUGAGUGUGCUCGCAAAGACGUGGACGUGCAACUCGCAGUCACAGGGCCUAAAUAUAAUUCGGAUCAUAAUGACUGAAGCGAAAUUUUUCGAUAUGGCAAUGACUCUGUUUUUCGACACUGAAGAUAUUCACCAGAGACAAAAUGCCUUUAAAAAGUCGAUUAAGGACAUGAUAACUAUUUUACAUGAAAUCAUGGACAAAAAUCCAACAUCGAUCGGCGAAUUUUUCGGACUCCAUGAGGUAAUGAAAGGUGUGAUUGAUGAAAUGCGAGGGAAUAAAAACAUCAUAGACAAGGAAACACUGGAAAGUUUUCAAGAAUUGACAGAAAUGAAAGAGCUCUUGACAAAGCGACUCAAAAAUCGAACAAAAAAAAAAACUCCAGAAGCGAUUCGAAGAGAAGAACUCGCGGAGGAGGAUCCAAACCCACCCAACGACUUUCGAGACAUUGAGAUAUUUCCACAAAGAGAUGAUAUGCAGGCUGACGACGAUCGGUAUUUGAGGGCAAACAAAAUCAGAGGAAAGUACCAGGACUUGGACCAUUACUUAGACGUGCAAUUCAGACUUCUCCGAGAAGAUUUUGUAGCUCCUCUUCGGGAAGGCGUAAGUGAAUAUAUCCAAGCCAUUCAGGAAAACCGCAAAAAGAAAGGCAGAGAUGUGCGUAUAUACCACAACACAAGAAUUCUCACACCGCACUGCAGUGAAAAUGGCCUGUGUCACGUGAUUCAGUUUGAUGCUAGCCGAAUGGGAAAUGUGCGAUGGCAAUCCACAAAGCGUCUCAUAUUUGGGUCAUUGUUGUGCCUGUCAUCGGAUAACUUCAGAAAUUUCUUGUUUGCUACCGUUGUUGCUCGCGAGAUUAAGACGCUUCAGAAAGGCAUUUUAACAGUUCGCUUUGAAAAGGACCAUCGAGAGAUAAACGGCAUGAUGAAUCAGUUAUUCACAAUGGCCGAAACAACCGCUUACUUCGAGUCCUACAAACAUGUAUUGAAAGGUUUACAGAGUGUCCGGCGUGGGGAUCUUCCUUUUGAGAGAUAUAUAAUUGAAUGUGAAAGUAAUGUGCAGCCACCAGCAUACUUGAGGCGGAGGCCAAACACUAAUUACGAUCUGCGUCCACUGGUUGAUGAACACAUCGUGAUCAAAGACAAACAGACGCUUGAAAUCAUGCUUGGCGAAGAUGAGGAGGACGAUGCACCAGUGCCUUACGACUUCAGUCCGCAUUCAAGAGAAGCGGAAAAGGUCAAGGUAUUAGAUCCACACGAUUGGCCAACAGCGGACCUGUUGCAUCUUGAUUCAUCUCAAUAUCGUGCGAUUCGAACUGCGCUUUCAAACGAAUUUGUCAUCACCCAAGGACCGCCGGGUACAGGGAAAACGUACAUCGGACUUAAAAUCGUUAAGGCACUGCUUCACAACAAAGAAGCGUGGACGAUGAAUCCAGAUACAGGUUUACCCGAUCCUCGCCCGAUGUUGAUAGUCUGCUAUACGAAUCACGCAUUGGACCAAUUCUUGGAAGGGAUUGUAAGAUUUUACAAAGGGGAUAUUGUGAGGGUUGGAGGGAGAAGUAACAGUGAGAUUCUAAAGCCUUACAACCUGCACAACUUUCGACAACGCUUCAGACACGAGCGUAAAAUACCUGUUCAGGUGUUUAAAGGAAGACGAGAAGCCAAAUUUGAAAUGGAUGCGUUGACUGCAAAUAUUCGUAAGGUCAGCGAGGAAAUUCAGCUCGUCACAAAUUCCAUCAUGCACGAAGAUUUUUUGCGGCCAUAUAUGGGUAAUCCGCAUUAUCAUUUGCUAAUAGAAAGAUUCGAAAUGAUGAUGCAGAUGUACCAUGAAAUGAGAGAAGUGUUCAAGAACUGCGUAAUUGUUGAGUGGCUAGAGCUUGGUAACCUCGCACCUGUUAUUGAAAUGGAAAGAAACAUGGCUGGUGACUUCAACGUUAACGAUGUUGGAGCUCUUGAGGAGGAGUUUAUCGACGCUGAUGAUGAAGUGGAUAACAUUCAAGCUCAACGACAAAUUGAUGAACGCGGAGAAGAAGACGACGACGAGGAUGAAAUCAAUGCGAUAAUUGACGGUUUGCUGGACGUCAACCUGACUCGCAAAGAAAGAAUCGACAUGCAUGUUAAUCUUGCGACGAAGGCAACACAGAGGAAUGUAGCCCUCGAUAUUGAUCAGAUGGACGAAAUGCCAAAGGGUGUUCAAAACCAAGAAUGGCAAACGCAAAGAAAGCAAAAGAAAAAGCAGAAAAGGAAAGUACGUCAGAAGCUAUCGUCCAACGAAGUGAUGACACCAAACGACGUGGAUGCUAUAACUGAUAUGUGGACAAUGUCAUUAGAAGACAAAUGGAAAUUGUACAGAUUUUGGAUUGAAAAAUAUAGGGAUGUUCAACUGAGAAAGAUAGAAGAAACACAAGACGAAUUUGAAAGAGCUGCUGAAAGAUAUCGUGAGGCGCUGAUGCAAGAAGACAAAGAAAUAAUGAGGCAUUCUAGAAUAAUUGGAAUGACUACAACCGGUGCCGCCAGAUACCAAGCAGUGUUGCAAGAAAUACGCCCGAGAAUCAUUGUGGUGGAGGAAGCGGCCGAAGUACUGGAGGCUCAUAUUGUGACCACCCUUAGUCGCGGAUGUGAACAUCUGAUUUUAAUAGGUGAUCACAAGCAGCUGAAACCAAACCCAACGGUUUUUGAACUUGCGAAGAAGUAUAAACUGGAUGUUUCCCUGUUUGAACGAAUGGUUGACAACGGAAUUCAGUGCGAUUGUCUUGAACUUCAGCACCGAAUGAGACCAGAAAUAUCUCAACUUAUGACGUACAUUUAUCCAGAUCUUAAAGAUCACCCAGACGUUCGCAAAUACGAUUCAAUUAAAGGUAUUUCUUCGAACGUGUUUUUUAUUAAUCAUAAUGAAACAGAAUCCGACGAUGCCGACUUAAGAAGUCACUCGAAUGUUCACGAGGCUGAAUUUUUAGUUGGCCUAUGCAGGUACAUUUUACUACAAGGGUACAAACCAGAUCAGAUAACCGUUCUUACACUGUAUUCGGGCCAGUUGUUUUGUCUAAAGAAUAUGAUGCCAAGGUCAGAAUUCGAAGGCGUACGACUUACAGUUGUGGAUAAUUACCAAGGCGAAGAAAAUGACAUCAUUUUGUUGUCACUUGUUAGAAGUAACAACGAUAAUUCGAUUGGAUUUUUGAAAAGCGAAAAUCGUACAUGUGUGGCACUGUCAAGGGCGAAGAAAGGGUUUUACGCCAUUGGAAAUUUUGAUCUCCUCAGAAAUAAUUCAAAACUGUGGAACGAAAUGGUCAUUGAUAUGAAACAAAGAGGGUGUUUUGGCGAUGGUCUACUACUACGAUGUCAGAAUCAUCCUGACGCUGACGAGCAGAUAGUUGCAAAGACUGCAAAGGAUUUCCAAAAUGCACCCGAAGGAGGGUGUGCUAGAAAAUGCGGAACGCGACUUGAGUGUGGGCAUUUGUGUGAGCAGUUUUGUCACGUGCUAGAUGCCGAACAUCUUGAAAAGAGGUGCCGAAAACGAUGCAACAAAACCAUUUGCGAAUCGCUUCACAAAUGUCCGCUCCCAUGCUCAAAGGCAUGCCAACCGUGUAAAGAAUUGGUUGAAAAAACAAUCCCGCGCUGUAGACAUUCGCAAAAGGUUCCUUGCGCCACCAAGCCCCAGGACUUCGAGUGUCAGGCGGCCUGUCAGUCAAUACUGCCAUGCGGUCAUAAGUGUCAGGCCAAAUGCGGAAAACAACAUACACAGGAGUGUGCGGUUGAUGUGGAGAAGACAUGGCCAUGUGGACACACUGGGAAAAUCAAAUGUCACCAACAAGAUAUCGCUCUUUGCCCAGCGCCGUGUGAUAGAAUGCUUUCGUGCGAACAUAGAUGUCACGGAACAUGCGGCAAAUGCUUUCAGGGUCGAUUGCAUAGACCGUGUCAAAGUGGUUGCAACAGAAUUCUUGUUUGUGGUCAUGAGUGUACAGAUAAUUGUAGCUUAUGUCCUCCAUGUGGUCGUCCAUGUGAAAAUAGAUGUCAGCACAGUAAAUGCGGAAAACGAUGUGGCGAAUUGUGUGUGCCUUGUAGGGAGCCGUGCACUUGGCAGUGCGAUCAUUACAAAUGUCGUAAACUGUGCAGCGAGCCAUGUGAUCGUCCGCCUUGUAAUAAGCCGUGUAAAAAACAGUUGGUUUGUGGCCAUCAAUGCAUCGGUAUUUGCGGAGAGCCAUGUCCAACCGAUUGUAGGAUUUGCGACAGAGAAAAGGUGACCCAAAUAUUGUUUGGAGAUGAAGAUGAACCAAACGCUAGGUUUGUCGCGAUGCAGGAUUGUAGAAAUCGAUGUAUCAUAGAGGUCAAUGCUAUGGAUAUAUACAUGAGAACGAAGCCUGAUGAGCGGGGAGAAAUUAAAUUGAAAGAGUGUCCUUUGUGCAAAACCCCUAUACGAAAAACAACGCGGUAUCGGGCCUUAAUUAAUCAGACAAUUCAGGAUAUUGAGUCUGUGAAGGCAACUCUGCUAGGUAACGAUCUGAGGAUUAAUCAAUUAGAGACUGAGAUAAAGGAGCACAAGGAUAAGAUAACAAAGCUUACUACAAGAUUGCUGAUUAAAAAGCGCCUAAACAAUAUCGUAAGUCUUAAGUCCGAAAAUGCAAUGGCUGCACUUCUGAAUCAGACACAUCUGCUAAUUGCAUUAGAAACACUGCAAGAAGAUUGGCGAGAACUGAAGGGGCUGACAUAUGAAGCAGAGAGAAAGAAGGCGUUGAAACACCUAGAUAAUUUUUACGAUUGGGUUCUUGAAGAACGGUCCAUAAUGACCGACCAAGAAGUUCACGAUGCACAGGCUGAAAUGGAACGUUCGAGAGAUUACUUGAAACUGAUGCUCUACCAGAUGAAGGCCAACGAAAAACGUAUCAAAGUAGAUUUUACAAUGAAAUCUAAAAUUCGAGAGGCGGAAAAUAUGCUCAACAGUUUGGAGAAAUACUCGGAGGCAAUGAAGAUUUCUGUUCGGACAUGCAUCGAUGCUUUGAAGAAGCUGGUCCCGUUGACAGAGCUCGGCAUAACUGACGAGGAGCGCAUCAUGAUCGUUAAGGCAAUGGAGUUAACGACAGGACAUUGGUUUAAGUGUCCAAAUGGUCACGUUUACGCCAUAGCGGACUGUGGUGGCGCAACAAUGGAAAGCAAGUGCCCCGAAUGUGGGUCAAAGAUCGGCGGCGGCAAUCACCAGCUGAGAUCCGACAACCGCCUGGCCGGAGAAAUGGACGGGGCCACACACGCCGCAUGGUCCGAACAGGCUAACCUGCUUAACUACGGAUUUGAAGUGCGCUUUUAAAAUACUGAAUGAAAUUUAUAUAUGAACACUUCAUGUAUUUUUGUCUUUUUGAGAUGACGUUUGGAAGACGAUUGAGUCAUUGUUUCAGAUACAGUUGGUACACACUAUGAUGCAUUGUUUCAAAGGGCAUUUGACCUCUAAGUGAUAUAAUUGAUCGGAUGACAACACCAUAAUUCUACAUAAUGCGACAGUGACGUUUACAACAUGGCUUGAUAUAAUGUAACAGAUGAAAUUGACAAAUCAA
Molecule: messenger RNA, 6153 nt
Organism: Dreissena polymorpha
Lineage: Eukaryota; Metazoa; Mollusca; Bivalvia; Myida; Dreissenidae
Product: NFX1-type zinc finger-containing protein 1-like
Exons: 7
Coding region: 189-5909 (1906 amino acids)
Biological process (GO): regulatory ncRNA-mediated heterochromatin formation
Cellular component (GO): nucleus; nuclear RNA-directed RNA polymerase complex
Molecular function (GO): zinc ion binding; helicase activity
Source: RefSeq, a predicted model, not a curated record